CUCGUUAACUUGGAUGGCGAAGUGAUCGGGGUGAACACUAUGAAGGUGACAUCAGGCAUCUCUUUUGCCAUCCCCUCGGACCGGCUGCGGAAGUUCCUGCAAAAGGAGGAGCAGCGCAAAAGCUCUUGGUUUGGCAACGCAGAGACAAAGCGCCGUUACAUAGGAGUGAUGAUGCUGACUCUGACACCCAGCAUCCUGGCUGAGCUGAAGCUGCGUGACCCCAGCUUCCCCGAUGUCUCCUACGGAGUGCUAAUCCACAAGGUGAUCAUCGGCUCCCCGGCCCAUCAGGCAGGGCUGAAGGCAGGCGACGUGGUGCUGGAGAUCAACGGGCAGGCAUCACGCCGUGCGGAGGACGUGUACGAGGCGGUACGGACGCAGCAGAACCUGGCCUUGCUGGUGCGACGUGGCUACGACACUUUGCUGGUCAGCGUCGUCCCCGAGGUCACAGAGUAGCGGUGCUGUUCUGCA
Molecule: messenger RNA, 468 nt
Organism: Antrostomus carolinensis (chuck-will's-widow)
Lineage: Eukaryota; Metazoa; Chordata; Aves; Caprimulgiformes; Caprimulgidae
Product: serine protease HTRA2, mitochondrial
Exons: 5
Biological process (GO): programmed cell death; proteolysis; positive regulation of apoptotic process
Cellular component (GO): mitochondrion
Molecular function (GO): serine-type endopeptidase activity; protein binding
Source: RefSeq, a predicted model, not a curated record